Armigeres subalbatus is the source of this 5332-nucleotide messenger RNA. Its product is annotated as sarcolemmal membrane-associated protein-like. Gene Ontology annotation, molecular function: protein binding. Bases 920 to 3895 code for a protein of 991 amino acids. The transcript has 11 exons. The record is from RefSeq and is a predicted model, not a curated record. Lineage: Eukaryota; Metazoa; Arthropoda; Insecta; Diptera; Culicidae.
UCGAAGUCUCGCGAUCAUCCGCAGUUUUCCCUGUGUUGUGCGUUCAGAAAGUUUUAUUGUUCUUCUGGUUUUCGAUCCGACGAACUCCGGGGUCACAAAGCUGAUUCUGUCCGGUAUUCUGUGCGUGUCACUUCCUGUGCUUUUGUCGUUCUCAUCAUCGAUUGCGAAACCAAAAACGAAAAGACAAGCAGUCAAGUCGUUCCUGGUCUCGGAGCUGUCUGACAAACCAGAUGAAAGGUGGGAGUGUGCGGUGUAACCAUCGUCGUCUAUCUAAUGGAAGCAACUGCGAGUUUGUCAAAAAAGGAAAAAGCCCCGAGGCAAUGAACGGGAUGAAAAUUUUCGUUCUCACCCGAGGAGAUAUUCCGAUAGGAAGUGUUGACUUAUAAAUAAUUGAUAAGAAGAUCCAAAAUAAUUACGUCGCUAUUAUUCGAUCCUAGUAGGCAACGACAAAGAAGAGUGAUUCUUUGAACUGAAAGAAAAGGGAGUGAAAAUUUCAGUUUUCAGUGAAGGAAGAAGCGGUUCCGUAGAAAAGUGCGAUUGUUAUCUGAUUUGCGACAGAUGAAUCUCGAUCUCAAGUGCUAUUUUCUGCAUUGUGCUAUGUGAAGUUCCAAUGUCUACGCAGGUUUGACGAAAUCACCCGGUUGCGAAUUUAGGGGAAAAUUUGUGGCGUUUAAAUAAGCAGUCGAAAAUAAUUUCCUUGACAACGAAACGACGUCAACGGCGAAGAAAUCGUCGCCCCCUCUGUUUUUUGGAUGUAUGUUUCUGUAUGCUGUCAUUUGAUGUAAACACCAUCCGGAGGGCGAGAUACGUCCGGCAAGGUUCGGGCGCUAGGUGGAAUCACAUUGCCGGAGCCAGAGCGACGUAGGGUCGGACUGUAAGGAAAAUACCCCACCAAUCAUUGCACUGAUCAGUUCAGGUCAUGGUUAUUAUAAACAAUAGAUAUGAGUAUUUAUCCAUCCUGAAAGCGCCAGGAGUAAGAAUGCAAACUCCUGUAGUGAGCAACAAUAACUCUUCGACGACCACAUUGACCCGUGACUCACUGGUACAGUCACAGCAGCAGCAGAAUCAACAAAUAAAUAACAAUAACAACUCACUGUUAAAUAACAACAACAUCAAUCUCAACAACAACAACGGCAACGGUGUUAGCAUAAAUAAUAAUAAUAACAACAACAACAGCAACGGCUUACCGGGACUGGCAAAAGCGGUGCUCAUCUGCAGGCAGAAUUCACACCCUUUCAAUAACCGCACACUUUUUCUUGAACCGCAUCAAGAAGUAAAAGUUGGGCGAUCCGUAGCAAGGAACCGCGUCUCCGAAAACAAUGCAAUCUUUGACUGCAAGGUCCUGUCUCGGAAUCAUGCCGUGCUAUGGUACAGCGACGGAAAGUUCUACAUUAAGGACACAGGCAGUAGUAACGGCACCUUCAUCAACAAUGUUCGCCUCAGUCAGACAAGCACAGAGUCGGAACCGUAUGAAGUCAGCUCGGGCGACAUCGUGCAAUUCGGCGUGGACGUUAUGGAGAACACGCGCCGUGAAACGCAUGGUUGUAUAGUGGCCACACUGAAGCUGUUUUUGCCCGAUGGCCGAGAAACGAAAGCCAGUCAGUCGAUCGGAGUCGGUGGACCCAGCACUAAAAUACCACCAGUGGAUCUAUACCGACUCAGUCAGUACAUACAGGAGGCAAAUCACAGGGAACAAAUUCUGGAAGCGAAACUGACGAGUCUGCAGAAGGUGGUCGAAACGACCAAACACAACUCAGCGAUGGGAUGGCAAGCGAUGAUCGACGAAGACCGGUUGCUUAGUCGAAUCGAUAUGUUGGAGAAGAAGCUACAGUAUUUUCAGAAGGGUAUGACCGAUGAUAAAUUGCGGGAAGAGGUCCUAAAACUGCAGGAUGAGAAGUACCAAUAUCAAAAUUCUGCCAAGGAUGCCUUGCGAAAAGUGCACCAGGAAAGGUUGGAUGCAACCCACAAGGUAGCCACGAUAGAGAAAGCUCUAUGCAGUAGCGAGGAUGAGUAUUCGUUGUUGAGAGAACAGUUGAACAAAACGCAGCUGCAAUUGCAGGAAGUAACGGGCAGACUAGACGCACUACAAAAUCAGUACGAUGAGCGUGUGUUGUCUAGCGAAGAACAGCUUAAGGUGAAAGAAUCUGAAAUAACAAACCUAGGUCAUGAGAUUAACAUGCUGCAGGAAAAGCUGAGUUUUUAUGCGUUCUAUGCAUCCGAUGAGGACGAAAAACAACAGCAGCAACAGCCCCAGCAGGAAUACACCAAUUCCGCUAUCUCUGAUUGGUUGCUGAAAUCUGAUAUUAAGAAACUGGAAGGAUCUGAAGAUAUUAUUAAGGCCAUUUGUAAUGAUGCAGACACCGAUGCCAAUGCUGACGAAAAGGAAGUGAACCUAGAAGAUAAUGUGGUGCAGUUACAAAAAAGAAUUCUCACUCUUGAGCGAAAUAUCUCUCUCAUGGUAGAUGGCGACAGCAGACCUGAAAACGAAAAUAACGAGCCAAACGACAAUGCCAGUGUAACGUCUUCUUCAAGGAUAGGCACAGCAACCGCUAACGACAAUAGUGCAGUCAGCGACGUAGCGUCCUCUGAUGGUGGAACCAGUAACGGUGAAGAAUGUGAUGGAAACCAGAAUGUGAGCAGCAUAGGCGCCACUAUGGGCGAAGGGCUACCAACAAUACCGUCCGAAAGUGAAACGACGACAACGAACACAUCCAACUUGAACCAGGCCGACCAGCAGCAACAGCAAACUCGACCUGGCGAGGAGUCCAAAUCACCCUCGCGAAUGAACUGCGAACUGACCAAGAAAGUCCUGCGGAAAAAUCUCAAACAUGUAAAAAGCGAGUGCGCCCUGCUGUUGCGGCAAAUUAGUAGAGCAAAAGAAGAUAAUCGGAAGUCAGAAGAAAGCACGGUGGCUAAAGCCAAAUACGACGAAUUGGAGGGAGAGUUGAGCAAGCUCAAACAGGAACUGGAUACUCGGCCCAAAUUGGAAGAAUUUGAUAAAAAGCAACAGCUAUGCGAGAGCCUAACCGAAAGUUUGGCGUCAUUGAGAAUUGAAACAGAAGAAUUGCGGUCGUUAAACGAACGCUGUCAGGACGAAAUGGAUCGUAUGGAAAAAGAGUUACUGAUGCGGAAAAACAGCGAAAAUGACAAACUCAGUGCAAUGGCAUCUGUACCCAGUACAGGUGAAUCGUUGAUUCCACCUAACCUAACCAACAGGAAUGAAAUUAGCAAGACGAAAGGUAAUCAACCAGAAGUUGAACGAGAAAUCGGUGUGGAUGCCGAAACCCAGACGGAUGUUGAGAUGAAGGUAGUUGUGAUGGACGAAAUGAACGAUAAUGACAUUUCUAUCUGCUCGAAUCUGGACGAAUUGGAUGAUGACGAAGAAGAUGACGAUGAAAAGACGGAAACGAUAGAGACGACAGAAAUAUUCGUUGGUCCAAACGUGUCACUAAACGAAAGUGAGAUCGUUAGAGAAAGUAGUAUUCUCGAGGUCACUGCUUCAGUAACUAGUAAUAGCCAUAGCAGUAAUCCUAGCAGUAAUAAUUUGAGGUGGACCGAUAGUGAGCUGGAAUCUUCAAAAUCCCUGGAAACCAUCGACGAGCCAAAUGGAUCUGUUAUGGAAAGCGUGGAUGGCAAAUCUCUUAUGAACAAUAGUGGCAUCGAGCAGGAACUAGAGCUCAUAAAUCAUCCGGAUGUACAGCGGGAGGAGGAACUGAUUGCAUUUAAGGAGAAGUAUACUCAUCUUACUCAGGAGAAUAUCCGGCUCAACCAGCAGCUGCAAAAGCUGAGCGACGAUUUCAGCCAUUUCAAGAGCAAAUCGUUCAUCAAUCUUCUAAUGUAUAUAGCGCCCGUCGUUGUUAUCGUUGGUUAUAUAAUGUUUAAUCGCGUAUCGUAAAUCGGUCUCCCACCUAGAGUUUUCAGUUUAAAUCAGUUAGCAGAGAUUAGAAAAUUUUAACUAUAUUUAUUUUGAACCCGGCUAAAAGCAAAUUGAGUAUAUAAAUAAACAAUAUUGGUCUUCUGAAUCGUACUUUUAAUCCAUUUAGGAAAAGUCAAUGUUUUCGUUGUUCGGUCAUCUACGUUUUUGGCAGAUAGCUUUAAUUUAUAUUUUGUUUGUUCGUUUUGUGAUUCUGUCUGUAGUUAUAAUGCAUAUAUUUAUUGUCGAAAGGAAGAAAACAUUGUAUUUGUAAUUGUAUAGGAAAAACAUAUGUAGGAAAGUUAUACAGGAAAGAAUGAGGAAUGAUUUCUUUUCUUUUUCUGUGUGCAUAAAGUAAUGUAUUAAUCAAACAAUAUCAACAAACUACUUGAAGUAAUAUUUUAAAUAAGUAAACCACACUCAAAAACAUUCUCCCUCACACAUACACACCCCUUCUUAACCCCAUUGUUAGUAACCUCUGGUGAGAUAAUUAUUCUCCAUAAAAAUCAGGAUAGCUUUUAUACAGAAAAAAAAAAAACAGAUAGAAAAUACUGAUAGACGGUCUCUCCCUAUGUAACUCUCAGGUAUAGUGGAGAGCAGUGUUAACCUAUGGCAGUGCUUCUAUUGUGCAAACGGCUGAAACUAAAUAUCAAGUCUUCGACAGAGCGAAAAUUGUAAAAUAAUCUCCCUCUCGAACUAGUGUGGCAAAAUUGAGCAAAUUGUUUCCAAAUUAAUAAACAAAUGCUAAUAACCUUGCUUACAGCGAUAGACAGACGAAACGAAUCUUAUUUUUUUUAAUCCUUAUUAUCUUUCUGAUAGCUUUUUAAAGCUUCUAAGGCACUAAGACGAAAUCAACUCGACUCGAAUAUUGAACAGAAGCUACACCAGACAUGCUUCUAGCGAUGCCACAUAAACCGCGAAAUAACAAGAGAGUACAAAUACUAUUUGAGGGCAGAUAUUGAAAGCUGCUGAAAAAUCGGCGAUCGUACCGAUGAAAACAUGACAGAUGAAGGACAAAUAAAACAUGAAAACGGUGUACGACCAGAAAGAUUUCUACGUGUUUCGAUUGUUGAUUAAUAGGAAACACUGUUUAUCACUCAAAAUAUGCCAAUGAAGAAAAUUAUGUUCGAGAAGAGCAAGGUUGCCGAAUAAGUACGGAACGAAGUAACCAAUACAAAACGAGACAUGAGCUACUACUGCUUAGUGUCCUGAAAGAUGAGUAUUAGGAUUAUAUCAAACGGUUCCGAGUAAAGCAAAGGAAUAUUGCGAUUGUUUUCAUGAGCUGAAGCGCGCUUUUGGGUUAAUGAAUGCAAAACUGUGUACAUUUAUAAUAUUGUAAGUAAACACACGAUAAAAGAACAGUAAUGCGCUCUUUAUAGAACGUCAUAUCUGAAUGCAAAUAAACAGAAAAUAUUGAAA